UGCUCUGAUUGUGGUGCAGAGCAGCCUUCGGCAAAGAGGCGGUGUGAAGAAUGCUCAGCCAUCUUUCCCAAGAUCAGGAAGCCUGCACAGCUAGAAAAAAUUAAAAAAAUGGGACAAACAAAUCUUACAAUCCAGAGACGAUUGAUGGAAAAACGUGUAAGUAGCAUUAAAUGUAAUAUACACUGCAUUAAAAAAAUUGGGCAUCUUGUUGUUGAUAUCAUCACUUCGUUAGAUAACUUGAGUUACACAAACUUUUUCCUACAUGUGUGAUACUCUACCCUACAUGUAUAUGUGUAGGAAAACCAAGAAAAGUUCCUCAAUGAUUUCUUGUAAAAUGAAACAAGUGAAGUUCAGUUACGCAUAUAACCCUGCCUAAUUCAUUAUACCGUAUUUAUUCACUUAUAAGGCGCACUCGGUUACAAGCUUCUAGAAGUUACUUGUUACAGUGCCCUCAUUCUCAAAACAAAAGCGAAAAAGUCACACAUUACAAACCAUAGCAAGAAAGUCACACAUGGAAAAUAGCAUAAAAGUCACACGUUUGAAUUCACUCAAGUCAUCCUUCUCAGGAGACAGUGUGGUAAAAUUUCCGCACAGCCCCAUCCUACAUUAUGCAUUCAGUUCUUGAACAGAGAAAACAAUGACAAAAAACAAUACAUUUCCGUUGGGAAAACAGAUUUGUUUUACAAUAGUAUGGGGCUGUGCGGAAACUUUGCUGACAGUGUUUUAAGUUAUGAAUACUAAUUGUUCCGCUUUUCCGUUUAUAAACAAUACUCAUCUGGCAGAUCUUUCAUUGAUCAGUUGCAAAACUCAUCUUAAUCUUCGAGCAUUCGUUCAGCGUACCGUAAAUUUUCAGUAAUUAUGCCAAGUACCCUAGCUGGUACACGAAAUGGAAACGUCGCCAUGCUAUUUCCAUGAGAAGUAAGACGACUUUGGCUCCGCCGACAUGGAAGACAAGGUAGUGGAAUUCCAUCGCUUCGUGUCGAGAGCCAGACAGCGUUGCAGCUAGGAGUCCAGCCACAUCCUGAACAUAGACGAAACCCCGAUGAGAUUCGAGUUGCCAGCCACAAGAACACUGGAAACCGAACAGUGCCCAUCUUAUCCUGCGGAAGCGAUAAACAGAGUUUCACGGUCGUCCUAGCAGUGAAGGCGAAUGGUGAGAAACUUCCACCGAAGGCUAUUUUUAAAGGCGUUCGUCAGCUACGAAUUCAGGUGCCCAGAGGAAUGCAGGUUUCUGUACACAAGAAGGGCUGGAUGGAGGAAGAAGGUUUGUUCUUUUUCCUUUAUCAUUCGGAGUAUAUAAUAGCGGCCACGACAAUUUCCUCGAACGAUUUGUAGCCAAGUUUGCCAUAUUUCGUGGGAGCGAGGUUUGGAAUUCGUUCGAUUGUUUCUAACGUCAAUAUUUCAAGCGCAUGCUUUUUAGCACGUUCGCUGUAGAAAGUCAUGUCUUUAACUGUUGCCUAAUCACAGUUUGUCUUUCUAACUUAUAGGAACCAAGGAUAGGAUUCGGAAAAAUCUUCGAUUUACGCCUGGGCAUUGGGGAUUUCUAGUUUGGGAUUUCUUCCGCGCCCAUUUAAUGGUGCAGUUGAAGACCUACUUGGCAGACAAAACGUCGAUGUUGCCGUAAUAUCCGGUGGGCUCACUCUAGUUCUUCAGCCCCUGGAUAAGUGCAUCAAUAAGCCAUUCAAAGCAAAGGUCCGUGCGCAAUACGAAACCUGGAUGGUUAACGGCCCAUUUACUUACACGCCCUCCGGAAAGAAGCGAGCGCUCAGUAAAGAGAUGGUGUUGCGGUGGAUCGAUCGAGCAUGGAGAGAGAUCCCAGUUGAGUUGAUAACUAGAUCGUUCAAGUCCUGUGGCAUCAGCGAUGCUCUCGAUGGAACUGAAGAUGAUGCGGUUUGGGAUGACGAGGAAGAAGAAGCAGAGGACAUAGAAGAGCGGAUUUACAACGAGUUCGAGAGACAGCGAAGCCGAAGACGACGAGUAGCUGAGCUCAGCCCAGCUUUCAAACAAAUGGUUUUUUUCAGAGCCACCCCGGUUCUUUUUAGAACCAACAAAUCUGAUAAAGUCAAUGGUCAACGUUGGAUGUGUUUUGUUUAUUAAUUUACCGCUAUUUAUUUACAUACUCAUUUCAGUUUAUUAAGGAAAUUUGGAAAAGUUAUAUUUUGUGGCGCGAAAAUACUCGGAUAUAAGACGUACCCCAAGUUUUGAGCAGAUUUUGAUCAAACAAGCAUAUUUUCUCGUAAAAAGUGGUGCGCCUUACAAGUGAAAAAUACAGUAUGUAUUAUGUAUUACAUACAUUACCAGAUUGCAUGAUAGUAGUUCUUGACACUGAACACAAAAAAAGCUAGCUUUGAUCUUUACUGUACUCUAGGCUGAUAUUCUAAACGUGAAGCACGACUGUGAUGUUGUCAUCAUGAUGCAAAACAGGCAUGGUGAUGGUAACACCAUAACUGUGUAUGGCACUGCUGGUGCAGGGGUUGCCUUCAUUGGAAAUAAGAGCAACAAAAAGAUUUCAGAAGGUGGAGAUGUGGCAUUAAUGCUGUUUAAGAAGUUUCUCAAAGGUGCUGUAAACCAAUACUUUUCCAUUGAUAAUAUAGAAGCCCAUCAGAUCUACAUACUUUAUUAAUUACCAAAACAGACACUUGCACUAUAUUUAUUGAAUACCAAUGUCAAGUUACUAUUUUAUCAUCAUAAUAUUUUUGUUGUGGUUGACAAAAAAAAAUGUGCCAAACCAAAAAACAAAAAAAAAUAAAGCAAACUGAUUGGCUGCAUUAAUUUUGUAAACAUUAUCACUUUGAAUCUUAAUGAUGUUUAUUAAUAAAAGUGAAUUGGCAGUGAGAAGUGUAUCCCUCCAUCUCAGCACUUACUCAUGUUGCUUUCCAUUAGCAGGUUAGCAAGUUAUGUAAUUCUAAUUUCUAUGUAAUCAGACUUGACCUUCCUCAUUGUAUAUUAGUUUGUAAUGUGACUAUUGGCUAACUUCUUCUUUAUUUAGAUUACUAUUCAAGGUCUGGUAAUGAACAUUUGACAACUGCAUCUACCUCUAAUGACUCCACAGGUGAAUUGCCAACCUCUUCUCUGGAAGGUAGUUGAACUGUUUCUUCCUAGGCAUUUGAAUUGAAUAUGUCAAAAAUAUUUGAAAUAUUAGAGUGCAUCUAAUCAGGUUUUACAAUAAUUUACAUUGUAUGUUACACCCCAAAUCUAUCUCUUGGGGAUUUCUUGCUCACACAUUUAGAUCAGUCUGAAAGUUCUAGCAAUUGUGCAACUCCCAAAGUGCCAAAUGAGUUGUUAACUGCGGCCCCAUCUACUCUCUGCAAUGCAGGUUUGUUUUGUUCUUGUUUAUUUUUGUUUCCUUGUUUCUACUUUUGUUUAGUUUGUUUAAGGUUCCCUUUUUGGUUACUAUUGAGCACCACUUACACAUUAAGUUCAAUAUAACUACCUGAUACUCAGAUACCAAGUCUGAAAGUGAAGAAGUUGGAGCACUAGAUAGAGGGCAAGACAUAACAGCUGGGGCAGCAGCAGAAUCCAGUUCCCCAAAUAAUGGUUUGUAAUGUUUGUUUGUAUGCACUGUAACAACUUAUGCAAAAGUAUCUACAAAGGUAACAUUUUAGGAUUAAGUUCUUUCUUAAAAAUUAUAGGUGAUAAUUCAGUGUUAGCAUGUAUAUUGAAUUUUGCUAUCAUACCACAGAUCCAUGAAAUCUUCAAAUUGAUGUCCCAUUAAAGAUAAUUAAGAUAACAAAUUAUAACCAAGUGGACUCAGAAAAGGUCACUAUGCUACUCAUUUCGUUUCAUAAUAUUAGUACAGAGUUGAAGGUGCACUGUCAAUUGUAGUUUGGGAAGCUAGGGAAACAAAAGAGUCAAUGGUAGUAAAAGGUUUAAAAAUUCAAUUUUGUUCUUACAUUCAGAGAACAUUUCACAGGCAUUGCAUGUUUGGCUGCAAAAUCGUGCUGUUUCUGUGUAACAAGAUUUGAGUAUGCACCAUAAAUAGCCUAUUAAGAAAACCCAUCAUUUGAUUUGCCAAGAUAUCCAAUUAGGUCAAAGGGAAGUGUAAGGGCACUUUUGGUAAUUUGAAGAAUCCAGAAAAAGGUAACGCCUGCUUUACUGAUGUUGUAAACUGGGGUUAGUUUCAUUUGCAAUGCAAGCCACUUUUUAGCUUGUUUUUGUUAUGUUGUUUCUUUUUUUUCUGGUUUUUGUUUGAGCACCACGUAUGGAUUUGGAACAGUCUAAUUUACUUGAUUCUCAGAUACAGAGUCUGAAAGUACAGAAGGCAGAACACCAGACAGAGAGCAAGACAGAACGGUUGGGGCAGCAUUAGCUUCCAGUUCACAAAAUAAUGGUUUGUUUCAAUUGUUUGUUUUUCUUCAUUGUAGCAUAUUAAGUACAAGUCACAAUAAAUGCAUAGCAGUAUUGUUUUGUAAGACUUUCUGAUGUUUUCAGCAAAAACUAUAAUUUUCUUCAAGACCUGUGUACAUGUACAUGUUAAGUUGAUCUAGUAAAUAGUAUGCUAUGAAAUCCCUGUUGGUUGCAUAUUAAUUUUUUAUCUUAUAUUCUGUUUUCUCCAUUUCAACAGUGAUGGUGGUGUACAGACGUGACUCAGUUGUCAUGGCAGCUGGCCAUUUAGAGGAACAUCGAAGAGAAAUUCAUGGCAAGAGAGUACCAACAGAUCACGUUUGUGUACUGUUAACAGCAGCAAAAUCUAAUGUUAUGGCGCCAUUUAUUGCUGGCGAUCCAGAUGAAAACUCUUUUUGGAGAAAGGAAAGUUUUUGCUCUUCCUAA
Molecule: messenger RNA, 4770 nt
Organism: Pocillopora meandrina
Lineage: Eukaryota; Metazoa; Cnidaria; Anthozoa; Scleractinia; Pocilloporidae
Source: the annotation of a GenBank genome assembly